AUGUUAAUCGAAAUCAAAAGGCGCGAGCCACCGGACGGACUGUGCGAGACAGCGACUGUUGAGGGCGAUCCCUUUGAGUUGCCCCCGAUCUGGACGGUAGAAAACCUUAUAAGUUUAUACUUUCGUCACGUCAAUUUGGCGCUCCCAAUCGUUCGCGAAGAUCUCUUCAAGAAGCAAUGCAAUGAACUAUACAAUGAUGGCUCGUCGAUGCCUGGCAAAAAGUGGAUUGCGGUGUUUAACCAGGUUCUCGGCAUUGGGGCGGAGCUUCACAAUAUGAGCCGUAGAGAAGAGCGGAUUGACAGUAGCACGUUCCUCGCUCGGGCACAAACUGUUAACUCCUUCGACUAUAUAACCGGAGCUCACGAGGAUUUACAGGAGGUUCAGGCUCAAACCCUUGCGGCCCUAUACUUCCUGAUCACGUCAAAUAUUGAUAGAGCCUGGAAAGUGAUAGGCAUAGCCAGCCGUUUGGGCAUUGCUUUGGAAUUGAACUUCCAUUCAACCCAUAUUUUCUCCGAAAGGGAAUCGUUCGACGCCCGGGUCAAUCUUUGGUGGUCGAUCUUCCGACUGGACACGCUACUAUCUCUAAUGACUGGCAGAUCCUCUGGGCUGGGUGAGAACUCUUCAAUGGCCCCAUUGCCCCUAGAAUUCUGUUCCGAAGUGCUCUCGCCCAAUCAACUCUGGGAACGACCCCCACAGAAUCGCAGUAUUCGGUGGACAAUCUAUCAGAAGCAGGAUGACAUGGCAAAUCAACGGACGCUUUUGCAAAGUUUGACCCCGAGCCACUCCCUAUUCCAGUUUUACUUGGUUGACUUGGAUCUAAUCACCCAUACCAUAGCCAAUCGGGUAUUUGGUAUUGACAUAUUUCAGGACGGGUGGAGUGAUAUAGAGAGACGCAUCGCGUAUUAUAACGUCAAAAUGGACCUUUGGCAAUCUGACCUACACUCCGCUAUGCAGUUUGCCGAUGAUCAAGGGAGACCACGCACCGGAUCACUUUCGGCCUUCCAGGCAAUAUUAGCGCUUCAGUCCUACAGCGCCCGCAUUGUCCUCAAUCGGCCUUGUUUUAAGAGGUUCGGUAACAAGAAGGAAGUACAGUUUCCUUCUUCGAGUUUCGGAGGCCAGACUGCUUCGAAUUGCUUACAUGCGUCACUAAAGUUGAUAUCCCUCCUUCCUGAUUUGCCUGAUAUGGAUUGGUAUUUCCUCAUUGGGCCAUGGUGGAGCUUGUUACACUUUGUUGUUCAAGCUCUGACUAUUCUGCUUAUCCACUUGUCACUCGGGCCUGGUAUGUGGGGCACCGCUCACGAAGGCAUUCCCGAACUACAGGAUUCUUUGUCCGCUGCUGAUGUGUCCGGUACUAUCCUGGCUGCCGCGGGAAAAGCACUGCUCUGGCUAUCUAGUCUGAGAAAGAUUAACCGUGCGGCCUCACGGGCCUUUGAUCGGUGCUAUGCCUGUCUGCAGCUGGUUGCGGUGACCAAAGCCAUCGACCUAGGAGACAUGGCACGCGAUUCGCCAUUUUCAAAUUCUCCCGCGAGUAACUUGUCGGGGCAGGAAAGCUCGGGCAAGGCGUCAAACCGAGCACUCAGACGCAUCGGCGGCCCAAUCAUUCAAUUUCUAUUACAGCCCUUUGCGUCCUUUGGCCCCGAUAUCGAUAUACACGUCCAUACAUCUGACCCAGCAAAUACAACCUUUGAAGACAUACUAGCUUCUCUAAUGGAAACGGCCCCCUAG
This is a messenger RNA of Penicillium subrubescens, 1725 nucleotides long. RefSeq names its product fungal specific transcription factor domain-containing protein. Gene Ontology annotation, biological process: DNA-templated transcription. Gene Ontology annotation, molecular function: DNA binding; zinc ion binding. The transcript has 3 exons. The record is from RefSeq and is a predicted model, not a curated record. Lineage: Eukaryota; Fungi; Ascomycota; Eurotiomycetes; Eurotiales; Aspergillaceae. The coding region runs from base 1 to 1725 and encodes 574 amino acids.